This is a messenger RNA of Loa loa (African eye worm), 276 nucleotides long. RefSeq lists its product as hypothetical. NCBI's taxonomy places the organism in Eukaryota, Metazoa, Nematoda, Chromadorea, Rhabditida, Onchocercidae. The coding region runs from base 1 to 276 and encodes 91 amino acids. The transcript has 3 exons. The record is from RefSeq and is a predicted model, not a curated record.
AUGCCAGCAAAAGUUCGUUCUGCAGUUGGGGCCUACAGCGCAUUGAACGACAACAAUCAGGGGAGUUCACGAAAUGAUGCUCAAAUUGGCCUAGGAAUUGCUAUCAAAGAAAUCGGCAUUUUUGAUGACGAAGAAAUUCGGUCAGCAGAUCAAUCAACUCGUCCAGUUCCGUGUCCGAAGGAACCAUUUAAAAUGCCAGCGUACGUUGGCUACGCUGAAGUAAUCAGCAUUGAUUUUCAAUUCAAAGGGAUGCCAUUGUUUUCUUAUGAAGCGUAA